AUGUCCAGCCCUUCCAAAGAAGAAGCCGGGCUGAACACGCCGCCCAAGAACAACAGCCUUGAGAACACUGCACCCAAAAUUGAAGCACCAUUCGAGAACGAUCAGAAGGUAGAAGCCCCGAAGCUAUCGAACCAGGAGCAGAAAGUUCCCAAACCCUGGACUGGGUCUAAUAUCGAAGAUCCCGACAAAGAGUUGGUAUUACUCAUCAAAGAUGAAAUCCGUGUUUUUCGCUCACUGUUGCGCGAGGGUGAAGAAGAACAAUUUCAAAAGUUUUUCGGGGCUUGGAUACAAGAAGAUAUGGAGAAGCGCAAGAAACAUACCCAGGAAACAAAGACGCAGGAGCCGACUGUGGGAACACAGGAAGACGUCGAAGAGGGGAAGCAAACAGAUGAUGCAGUAACUCUGAUCUCGUGGACAGAAACAUCUCGGUACCAGCUACUAAGCCGAUGCAGAGAGAUGACCAACGACGACAUCAUGGCUUCAUUCGACCGUGAGGGAGAAGACGAUUUCGACGGCGGGAUGGAUGGCAGAUUUGGCGGGUAUGCGUUGAGAUGUAUAGCGCAUGUUCCCUGA
Messenger RNA from Fusarium musae, 573 nucleotides. RefSeq lists its product as uncharacterized. The transcript is spliced from 2 exons. The coding region runs from base 1 to 573 and encodes 190 amino acids. Lineage: Eukaryota; Fungi; Ascomycota; Sordariomycetes; Hypocreales; Nectriaceae. The record is from RefSeq and is a predicted model, not a curated record.